AUGCUGAAGAAACAGAGUCAAGCUCCGACCAAGAGUCCCUGUGCCAGCCAGCUUGAUUCCGCUAUGUUGCAUGUGGUUUGGCACGGAGAGCCAGCCGUUUUUUCCCAGAUGCACGUUCUGGGUGCAGGGGCUUAUGCCAAGGUUCUGCAGGUGAAGCAUACAAUCACUGGAGCUGAGUAUGGCAUGAAGGUGGCCAAAGCUAGUGGCACGAAUGCCAGUCUUUCCGAGUAUGACUUGUACACACAGCUGCAGGGACAUCCUCACAUACUGCAGUGCUUCGGGGCAGUUACCGUCUCUACAAAUGACGGCCCUCGCUUUGGCCUUUGCUUGGAGGUUGCAUCAGAGAGCCUGCUGGAUUAUCUGAGGCGGGAGGAGAAUCAGCUUGCAACUCAGGUUGCAAAUGGCAGCGGGCUUUCUGGCCGGUGGGCUUUACUGUGGCAGGCUGCUCAGGGGCUGAACUGGAUGCACCACAAGGCAGUCCUUCAUGCUGAUUUGAAGCCCAACAACAUGCUCUUGUUCAAUGGCUCCCUGCUGAAGAUUGCAGAUUUUGGCCUCAGUGUGAGACUAGACAAGGCAGGUCUGGCACGUGUGGAGGCAGACUCAGUCUAUGCCAGACCCUACCGUCCAUGGGAACUCUUGGAAAAACAGGACAAGCAGGAUAACUUGGCGACGGUGUCAGCUGCUGCAGACAUCUAUGCCCUGGGCUGCUGUGCUUACGAUCUGUUUACCCAUGCCUCCCUGAUCCUUUUUCCAAACUGUCGCGACCUGGGGAUGGCUUUGAGAGGCAUACUGCCUCAAAAAGUCGAGAAACUUUUCGGCAAGGCUCGAAACCUUCGAUGUUCUGAGGGCUGGCUUGCUGAUUACGAGCGACAAUUUGUCCAUGGAACAGUUUGCGAGGCAGCCCGUAGAUUGAGCAUUGCUGAGAUCAUAGAUAGAUGUAAGCUCGGCAUGCACAAGUCGAGAGAUUAG
This is a messenger RNA of Symbiodinium sp. CCMP2592, 969 nucleotides long. Lineage: Eukaryota; Dinophyceae; Suessiales; Symbiodiniaceae. The record is from the annotation of a GenBank genome assembly.